CACAAAAGAGAAAUCAAUAAAAUUUAUUUCUUUACGACGAAAUGCCAAUGUCAUUUUUAUUAUUGUCUUAGAAGUUUGGAAUCUCUUAUGGGUUAGGUGUGUGAAUAAAAAACUUCAAUUUCCAUAGCAAAUUCUAUUACACAAAAUAGAAAUCAGAGUCGGUACAAACUUGUCUUCAAAACUUCUGCUCAAUUGCAUUUCAGCUUGAAGACUUCAAUAGAAAAUUGAUUAUGGAAGAAUAAGUUAAUAAAAUGUUACGUUUUGUGGACCUUCUUCUCCUUUUCAAGAGAUGAUAUCUGAAUGUGUGUAAUAAAAAU
This is a messenger RNA of Clunio marinus, 317 nucleotides long. The record is from the annotation of a GenBank genome assembly. Lineage: Eukaryota; Metazoa; Arthropoda; Insecta; Diptera; Chironomidae.